This is a messenger RNA of Nicotiana tabacum (common tobacco), 1518 nucleotides long. The record is from RefSeq and is a predicted model, not a curated record. Lineage: Eukaryota; Viridiplantae; Streptophyta; Magnoliopsida; Solanales; Solanaceae.
AUGCAUAACAUCUGGACUAGACUGCAACAGGUGAAGCAAGGAUUGAAAAACCUAAAAACUAAGGGGUACUCAAAGAUAGGUGAGAAGGUGGAGGAAUGCAGGAAACUCUUGGCUGAAAUCCAAGUCCAAACAAGAGAUCCAAAUGAACAGGUGGUACUAGCUGAGAUGGAAAAGGAGUUUAAAAUGCAGUUAGAAAAAUGGAUAUCCAUUGAUGAGAGCAUUCUCAAGCAGAAAUCAAGAGUUAAAUGGCUACACCUGGGGGACUCGAACAAUGCAUACUUCUUUGCGUGCAUGAAGAACAGGGUGGCCCAGAAUCAAAUAAGACGAUUGAAUACAUUGGAUGGCAAUAUUGCACACACAGAAAGAGAGGUGGAGACAGAAAUCUUAAAAUUCUAUCAAAGUUUGCUAGGAUCUGCUGCAACAUGUCUACCUACUGUUCAAUUGGACAUAUUUCAGGAAGGAAAUAGACUUAUCAGAGAUCGACAAUUGCAGCUGAUCGCACCUAUGACUGCUGAGAAAAUUUUCAAUGCUUUGAUGGACAUUGAUGAUCAGACGGCCCCUAGAUGUGAUGACUUUAAUGCAUAUUUCUUUAAGAUAAUCUGGCAGGUGAUUACUAAGAGGAUGAAAGCUCUUAUGCCUGAGUUAGUUAAUAAUAGUCAAUCUGUAUUUGUGCUGGGUACAGUUAUUACAGACAAUAUCAUCUUGGGACAUGAACUUGUCAAAGGUUAUGGUAGGAAAGGGAUAUCUCCCAGAUGCAUGCUCAAAAUUGAUAUGCAGAAGGCAUAUGACUCUGUAGAGUGGGUAUUUAUUGAACAGGGUGAUAAGACUUCAAUGCAACUACUAUUCAACUGUGUUAGGGAAUUUUCACGGGCAUCUAGACAUACUGCCAAUCUUACAAAGAGCUCAAUAUACUUUGGGGGAGUUAAUCCAGUGCUUCAACAACAUAUAUUAGCUAUACUAGGAUUUUCAAAAGGGGAGCUUCCAUUCAGAUACCUGGGGGUGCCCCUAAGCUCUAUGAGGCUAUCUAUUACACAAUGUCAGCCAUUGAUAGAUAAGAUGUUGGGUAAAAUCACAAGCUGGACCAGUAAGUUUCUCUCAUAUGCUGGAAGAAGGAUAAUCAACUUGAUAGUGACAACAUGUCGAAGAUUCUUGUGGAUUGGAGAUACAGGAAGUUAUAACAAAGCACUUCUUGCUUGGAAAACUUUGUGUUAUCCCAUGACAACGGGGGCAGUAAACUUUGUUGAUGUAGAAAUAUGGAACAGAGCUGCCAUUUGCAAACAAUUAUGGAACCUAUGCAAGAAGAAGGACAGAUUAUGGGUGCGCUGGGUUCAUGCUUACUAUGGUGCAAACAUUUCAAUCUGGGAAGCUAGGUGUAAUCAGGCGUCGUGGUUGCUACAGAAAAUAGUGAAAGCUAGUAAGUAUGAAGAUUCAAGCUGGUAUGGGCAUGCAAGAUUUGAUCAAUAUACAACAGUUCUCCAUCAAAGACUACUACAAGAAGCUAAGGGGGGACUUCCCUAA